This is a messenger RNA of Phragmites australis (common reed), 1401 nucleotides long. RefSeq lists its product as uncharacterized. The transcript has 2 exons. The record is from RefSeq and is a predicted model, not a curated record. Bases 424 to 1401 code for a protein of 325 amino acids. NCBI's taxonomy places the organism in Eukaryota, Viridiplantae, Streptophyta, Magnoliopsida, Poales, Poaceae.
AUUCAGCCAAAAGUUGGAGAGGAAAACCCUAGAUCCUUCCCGCACCCGUAAAAGAGCCUAGGGCGCCGCUCCAUCCCCAAACACGCGAGGGGAGAAUUUUCUUUUCAUCCUCCCCAUUCCCCCAACUCCUUCGAUGGCUUUUGUUUUGCCUCUGGUCUUCUUAUCAGGCUGCGCGAUCAAAAUCAAAUCCAAAUCCUGGUUGUUGUAGGUGGAUUUGCUUCGAAUAGCUGGAUUUCCUAGUUGGCUUCGCUGCCGGGGAGCGCAUCUGACAUCAGGAUAGGAGCUGCCGUCUGUAUGGUCCAGAAUCAGGAGGAGGCCACCGAAAACUAGAGAUUGCAAUGGUGAGUCCGCUGCGGCGGUUUGUGUACGUAUCUGGUCGCGGAGGGCCAGAACCCGUGCAAUUUGAACCUGCACCGAAUCGACAUGUCGCGCUUCUUCUCUCCGAGAUCGCAGCUGACUGCGGCUGCGGCGAUCGUGGAAGCUCGGCUGCCUCGCCCCUCCAUGACCUUCUACGACCCCUCGUCGGAUCACUGUAGCGGGUCCAUGCACUUCAUGCUCCUUGACCGCGACAAGGUGCUCGCCACGGACCAGACGGGCCGCGCCUCCGUCUACCACGCCGGCCUGCACGCCUUGCGCACCGCGCCCACCCUCACCAGACCCAAGCACCGGCCCGUGUCCGUCGCCGUCGGGGACAGCAGCCUCUACGUCCUCGACUCGACCAGCAGAACGCCCGGCGGCCCUAAGGAGGAGCACUGCUUCGAGGCUCUCGUCUACGAGCGCGGCCGCCUCUACAACGAUGUCUUCUGGGAACAUGACUGGUGCUGCCACUCUCUCCCGACGCCGCCCUACCGACCCUCCGCAAUCCACGCCUACACGGUGUUCGGCGGCUCGGACUUGUGGGUGUCCACGGAGGACGAGGGCACCUACUCGUUCGACACGGCGCGCGGUGCCUGGGCCAACCAGGGACACUGGAAAUUGCCGUUCCGGGGCCUUGCCCACUAUGUCCCCGAGUACAAACUCUGGUUUGGCCUCUCCCGCAGUAACAGUAAGGGCCGACACAAUCUUUUCUGUGCCUUCGACCUCGCCACCGCUGCCAAGCGGCAGUCGACCCCGGUCCCACGCAAUGCCUGGAAAGACCUCUGGCCGCCCAAGGAGUGGAUGCCAGAUACAUCCUUCCUCGUGCACCUGGGCUCCGCCAGGUUUUGCAUUGCCAGGUUCUUCGGGAACUAUCGUAGAGAUCACCCAUGCCAGAUGGACGCUGAUGCGGAGCAUGAGACGCUCGCUGUUUUCACCGCCGUAGAGGUGCAGCCGUGCGGCAAGACAGGCAAGGGACUUCAGAUGAUCAAGUACAAAUCCGAAUGUUACAACCUCGGUGGCGGCAUCGACCAGUGGGUGCUUUGA